AUGUCUGACGACGACGACUUCAUGCAGGACUCUGGGGAGGAGGAAUACGAUUUCGAGUACGAAGACGACGACGAGGAGCAGAGUGGCGAUGUCGACAUUGAGAACAAGUACUACAAUGCGAAGCAGUUGAAAGCCGAGGAUCCAGAGACAGCUAUAGAUGAAUUCCUCGAAGUCCCGGCGCUCGAAGAGGAAAAGUCGGAUUGGGGCUUUAAGGGACUGAAGCAGGCAAUCAAGCUGGAGUUCAAGCUUGGACGACACGACAAGGCAGUGGAGCAUUAUAAGGAGCUUCUCACAUAUGUCAAGUCGGCCGUGACGCGCAACUACUCCGAGAAGUCCAUCAACAACAUGCUCGACUUCAUAGAAAAGGCUGCGGACGAUGCCGACGCGUAUCGCUGCAUGGAGAAGUUCUAUGCUCUAACGCUUGACAUCUUCCAGAGCACCAACAACGAGCGAUUGUGGCUGAAGACAAACAUCAAGCUCGCGAGGCUGUGGUUGGACAGGAAAGAUUACCGCCAGCUGACAGAGAAACUUCGAGAGUUGCACAAGACUUGCCAGAAGGAAGACGGAACAGACGACCCGAGUAAAGGAACCUACUCAUUGGAGGUAUACUCACUGGAGAUUCUCAUGUACGCUGAAACUAGGAACAACAAGCGUCUGAAGGCACUAUACCAGCGAGCUCUCAAGGUCAAGUCGGCAGUCCCACAUCCUAAGAUCAUGGGUAUCAUCCGGGAAUGUGGUGGCAAGAUGCACAUGAGCGAAGAGAACUGGAAGGGUGCGCAGAGCGACUUCUUCGAGAGUUUCAAGAAUUACGACGAGGCUGGCUCCCUGCAGCGGAUCCAGGUGCUGAAGUAUCUGGUCUUGUCGACCAUGUUGUCGGGUUCAGACAUUAAUCCGUUCGACUCACAAGAGACCAAGCCCUAUCAGAAUGAUCCCCGCAUCUCAACCAUGACAGAUCUUGUCAUUGCUUAUCAGCGCGAGGACAUUCAUGAGUACGAGAAGAUCUUGCAGAACAACCAGGACCUACUCCAGGACCCGUUCAUUGCAGAAAAUAUUGACGAGGUCACGCGCAAUGUGCGCACCAAGGCAGUUGUCAAGCUUGUCGCGCCCUACACCCGCUUCACAUUGGCCUUCAUUUCAAAGCAGCUGAAAAUCUCCCUCCCCGAAGUCCAGGAAAUUCUGGGCUUCCUCAUCGUCGAUAAAAGACUGCACGGUAAGAUCAACCAGCAAAACGGGACGGUAGAGAUCGAAAGUCGUUCCGAUAUGGAUCGGGUGCAGGCGAUGAAAGAGUGGAGUGCAGCCAUUGGAUCACUCUGGCAGACGGUCUUAAAUGACGGAGACGGCUUCAAGUCGGACGAGAGCGGUUCACAAUAUACUCCUGGUGGUGCUGGUGGACAGUCUUUAGCCUGGAAUUCGAGCGGUCUGGGAACCAAAUCUGGACGACCGAAAGGCAAGGGCCCUGCUACGGGACGCCUGCCGGGAGUAUCAAGCAAAGGAUGA
Dothidotthia symphoricarpi CBS 119687 is the source of this 1497-nucleotide messenger RNA. RefSeq names its product COP9 signalosome-like protein complex subunit 2. Lineage: Eukaryota; Fungi; Ascomycota; Dothideomycetes; Pleosporales; Dothidotthiaceae. Gene Ontology annotation, cellular component: COP9 signalosome. The transcript has 6 exons. The record is from RefSeq and is a predicted model, not a curated record. Gene Ontology annotation, biological process: protein deneddylation. The coding region runs from base 1 to 1497 and encodes 498 amino acids.